GGGGGGGGGGUUCUAUUGUAUAUCAAUCAAUCAUCCCCUUCGAAGCCUUCCAUGUGCCCUUCAUCUUUCAUCCGUUUUCUUUCGUGUUCCCUAAGAGUUUUGUUAUCUUGUUUAAGGCUCUUGCCACCCGAUUUGCGCCAGCAUGGGCAAUGAAUCACCUUCUCCACACCAGCUGCUGAUAGAGGCGAUCAUCUUCUGGAGUAUCGGCAUCGUGUUGUAUAUCGGGCGAAUGGUCUCCCGGAUUAUUGCCAGUGGGUCGAUCAAGCAGUUGUUCCUCGAUGACUAUAUCAUGACUUUCACCUUUAUGAUAUACACCAUCCUCCUGGUUCUCAUCCAAGUAUCCGCUCGAUAUGCUACCAACCUCAUGGACCCAGCGGACUACGAACGAGUCCUUUCAGAUCCAGAGGAGGUCAAAGAUCGGAUCUACGGCAGCAAAGUUGUCAUCGGACUGGAGCAAUGCAUGCUCUUCUCAACAUGGGGUGUCAAGACAUGCCUGCUCAUUCUAUACUGGCGGAUGACCAAGAACCUCCGCAUGAAUUUCUACGUCAAGAUCCUCGCGGCCUACGUUGCCCUUGGUUUUUUUGUGGUCAUGCUCACCUACUACGCGGUUUAUUGCCGGCCGUUCUCUCAGUACUGGGCAAUGCCCGUGUCGAAUAUACAGUGUGCAACGUACCGGAACUACUCAAUCACUCAGGCCGUCUUCAACAUCUCCUCCGACGCAGCCAUGCUCGCGAUUCCAAUCCCGUUGCUUACCAAGGCGCAGAUUAAACUGCGCAAGAAGGCCUUGCUUAUCUGCAUCAUGAGUCUGGGCGUGUUUACCAUCGCCGCCGCAAUUAUGAACAAGUACUUCAAUUUCGCGUCCCCACUGACAACCACGUAUCAGAUCUGGUACAUCCGCGAAGCCAGCACGGCUAUAUACGUGGCAAACAUGAUGUGCUGGUGGCCGCUAUUGCGCAAGGUCUUUGGCCUCAAGGCUUUCCAGUAUGGAAGUCGGCAACAUCGUCCCCAUCAUCUUCCUUGGCCAGGACACAAUGCCCAGGUCGUACGGGUGCCGUCCGGAUCCGUCGAGUCCAGACAGUCAUCUUCUUUCCGUCGCCUGAAACAGUUCAACCUAUCCCGCCAUUUCUGCGGACAGUUCGACGAUAGUACAGGUAUGGCUGGUAAAGACAUGGAGCGCAGACUAAGCGAAGAGGCAAUCAACAAACCGACCAUCGAAUCUAUAGCAGAGAGGCAAACGAUAGAGCUGGAAUCGUGGGAAGGGAUUCCUCGACACCAGCAGGAGGAAUCUUAUGACAAGACAAAGACUUCCUGUCUAGAAACGAUCACAGAGCCAGACUCGGAAAAGGGGACGUACUACACAAUUAUAAGUUCUCGUCGAGAGUCUCGAUGCUGACAACUAAUAUUUUUCCUAUUCUCUUCUUCAAAUUACUUCGUACUUUUUCAGACCUUGGAUACCUCCAAACUACUUCAUAAAUUUCAACUAUAUU
Penicilliopsis zonata CBS 506.65 is the source of this 1487-nucleotide messenger RNA. RefSeq lists its product as hypothetical. The record is from RefSeq and is a predicted model, not a curated record. Lineage: Eukaryota; Fungi; Ascomycota; Eurotiomycetes; Eurotiales; Aspergillaceae. The transcript is spliced from 4 exons. The coding region runs from base 143 to 1393 and encodes 416 amino acids.